Molecule: messenger RNA, 440 nt
Organism: Aureobasidium subglaciale EXF-2481
Lineage: Eukaryota; Fungi; Ascomycota; Dothideomycetes; Dothideales; Saccotheciaceae
Exons: 1
Coding region: 181-366 (61 amino acids)
Source: RefSeq, a predicted model, not a curated record
GACAGAGCCUGUCCCUCCUGCCACACUUUUCAUCGGUCCGCCGACAGUAGCUUCUUGUAUGGAGUUGAGAGCAGAUGUUUUCGGAAUUUCUGACGUGAGAUUCAGCAUAGUGACCGUCUCUUGCAAAAGACCUGGAUACAGAUUGUCUUUUGUAGUUUCCCGCGCACUUCAAGGUUCUCUAUGGAUGUUGGACUCAGCCGAUCGUCUCUCACGAGCCAAUUGCUCUCGAAUUCCCGACCUGUGUUCACUCGUGUCUGGUUGCUCAGGCCCCAACUUCAUGGACUGAACUUAGACGCCCCAACGUCCACAGCCCUACCAACGGUUCCGGGUGCUCCUUCCAAAACGAACAGGCCGUCAUAUCCAUAGCUCUACCAAUGGUCGCACUUACUCCUGCAAAAAUGGACAGGUGACGUAGAUCCUAUCCUACUGUAUAUAUUCAC